AUGGUUAUUUUAAAUAAACGAAUACAGAAAUAUAUUCAAGAAUAUAUGAGUAUUCUUCGUAUUGCUAAUGUAACAUAUCAGGAAAAAUGUGAUCCGCAUAAUAAUCAUAUUGAUAAUUACUGUGCAUCAAAUAAUCAUUAUACUCUAGGUUGGACUAUAGUUAAUUGUUCUAAUCAGUCAAUCACUGUGGAUCAGUUGCCGUUAAUCAAAUACUCACCUAUAGAAAACUUGGAUAAAUUGCCUUCGAAAUUUAUCAGUCCGAUCGAUAGAUUGUUUCACGUCUAUGUGAAACCUAAACAAGCGAUACAUUGGAGACCGAUUGUAUUUCCCGGACCAAUUUCACCCUCUGGGCAUGCAUUCCGUGUAAAGUUACGUUUUGGAAUUAACUCAAGUAUUGAUGAUAACAAGGUAUUACUAUGGACUCAUCCAAUCGAAUUACCGUGGCCACUCUUAAUGCAGAAACAAUAUGGUGAUAUAGUAUGUGCUUUGUCUUUAAGGUGGGAAGAGACGUCUACAUCACUAGAUAAAGGUCAUGUUAGUGGUAUUCACUAUCCGGAACUCUAUUUAAUUGUCUGUUGUCCAGACCCGAUUGGAUCUCCUGGGAAGAUAAUACUACAUUCGGAUGUCGUUGUACGAAACUUACUACCUGUUCAAUUGUGUGGCGCGCUGAGUACUUCAGCUAAUAACAUUCCUGUCAAGAAACUCUCUACCACUAUUCCUGUUUCAAAUAAAAAUUCAUCAACCAAAUUAAAUUGGCAUGAAACUAUCAGUGAAAAUUCACAGCCUAUUGCUCAGUUAUUCAGUAUUUCAACUGGACCAGAGGUGGAAUUUAUUUCAACAUGUGCUAAAACUUCUUCAAGUUAUAAAACACUUGAGCGUGAUCUGUGUAUGGCUUUUUCGAUGAACAGCAGUUUUCCAUCGGAUGGAAAAUUACUAGAAAAUAAAUUCUGGUCAGAAUGGUUGACAUUUAAGAUACCAUCUCCUGAUCAAUUCAAUUCACAAACAGAAACAAGUCACAGAACACUUAUUCAGCUUUCUCUAAAUGAUGAUAUGAGUUCGUCGACAGGCUCUCCCAAGGUUUAUGCCAUUAUUACGGUUGAAUAUUUUGCUACAAGUUUUAUUACUCCACCAAUUUGUUUAAUCACCAUAUCUCCAUUCUUUGAGAUUUUGAAUUGUAUGCCGAUAUCCUUGAAACUGGAAACUAAAGCAAUUAGUCCUCAACAAAUAAUAAAUUCUAAUUCAUUAACAUUUGAAGUUAUUUCACCUGCUUUUUGUAAUCAUCAUGAAUCUGUUGGUGUAACAUCUGAACACGGUAUGAGUACAUUCAGUUCAUCCUGCCAGUGUCCAUAUUCAUUGACCAAACCUAUUCAACUGGCGUACCACUACGACUUACUUUUAACCGGCACACUACCUGAUGGUGAACCUGUAUUUUCGCAUCCAGUUCGAUUAUCGGGUCAAGAAAUUUUGAAAAAACUGGCUAUAACCUAUUUGGAUCGUCAUAAUAAUAAUUCGACAAUAAAGUGCAAUAUUCCUUUGGAAAAUCUUUUAUCUAAAUCUGUUCAACAGAAUAAUUCAUUACCAGUCAUAACAACAUUAGGUGUAAUGCCUAGAUUCAAUUUGACCAAUAAUUCAUUGAACGAUUAUCUUGAUUAUUUGCUCAAUGGUAGCGGAAUGAAAUUAAUGAAUUCUGGCUCACUACAGUACAGUUUACGGCUUGUUUUACACUCGCAAUUGUUGUUGAUAAAUCGUGCUGGUAUUGAUUUACGUUUGAAGUUACCAUCUAUGAAAAAUAGUCCUUCAUCCUCUGAACUAAAACGAGAUAUCCUACUGGGAAAUAAUGAAUGUAUAAUGUUGGCAAAAAAUCAGCAUUAUUUUCAACUGGGUGUUGUAUAUAAUGAUGAAGUGUUUUGGUCUGAAACAUUAUCUAUACAGUUGCCACCAACUGACUGUACAAAUGGGACAAUAAAAUCAGACUGGAACUUAAGUUCAUUUACUUGGAACAGUAAAAUGAAGACUAUCGCUCUACCAAAUAUGCCUAUAGCAUACAUCAAUAUACUGGUAGAAAAUAGAAUUCUAUGUCUAAUUGUUCAUCUUCAAUGCAAUAACUAUCAAAUAAAUGAAGCGAAUAAAUUGACUGAACGAAGUGGUGAUUAUAGUGAUAAGAAUUUUAUUAUAUCAAUUAAGCCAAGAUAUUAUGUUAAACACCUAAUUUACGAUGAUUUUAAAACACUAAGGAUAAAACCGAUUGUUAUUCCUAUACAACAAAAGAAUGUUACAAAAAUGAACAAUUCAUCAAUUAUUCAUCCAUGUGAAUCGAAGUUGAAUGAGGUUACAGAAAUUUCAUGUCAAAGCGAUAAUACAUCUGUUCUAUGGUGGACGCUUCCUCAUAGUAUCAAUAAAUCAUUGCCAAGCGUUGAACUAAUGUACUGUAUGCAGAUUUCUGUCAGUUCAACCGUUCAUGCAAUUUGGUCAGAAAUCUUUCCACUCCAUAGGGUCCCAACCUUUCCCUAUAAUACAGCAAAUCUGUCCAAAAAUUCUUCAGUACCUAUAUACCUUUACCAAGUGACUGCUCCAGUCAGCUUAGAAAGUUCAACUAACAACUUCAACGUACACUCAAAUUUACUUAUCACUACAAUGGAGCAGAUAUCUACAAGUCAAAUAAUUAUACAAAUAAACAAAAGUCCAAUCUUUAAAAAUCUGAAUCCCUUCUCAGUGCAUUUCUUCAACUGUGCUAAAUCAUCAGUUUACUCUAUCGAAUUAUCAGACCAACUAUCAUCAUCGUUAACAUCUAAAUCUUCUGAAAAACAUUGGUCUAAUACAAAACUUUUAAGUGAUUUAAUGGAAUCGAAUUUAAAAAGUUCAUUAGUUAAUUGGUAUCCGCAUAAAAUCUAUCCCAACUCUCAAUUAUCACUUAUUCCCCAGUCUCUAUUAGAACUGCUUUACAUUGAUACAGUAAAUCGAAAUGUUAAUAGUAGAGAAAACCUAUGCUUCAAGUUCUUUCAUCCAUCUCAUUUUAGUCGGCUUGAUUUAAAUUUGUAUGCGCAAACGGAAGAUACAGACAGCAGUUCUUCAAACAAACCGAUCAGUAUAAAUCUUAAGGAGUUAUGCUCUUCUAUUAGUGAAUUCAAUAUAUCAGGAAGAUCGGAAGGGUUUUGGAGAACACAAAAGCACAUCAAUGAUCAGUUAUCUAUUCACGCAUACUAUUCACUCAGCGAAACCUCAUUCGGUCUGAUUAUUCAAUUGAUUAAUAGAUUUGAUGAUGAAAGAGCAAUUUCUAUCCCUUCGUUAUCUGUAUCAUGUGGAUCUUUGUUGAAUUCUGUCGAUCCUCUAAAUAAAGUUCAUUUGACUGUCGGCAAAUUCUGUAUUCACUUGCUAACAUUUGAAAAUCGAAUUAUGAAUGGUCCUUAUUAUCAGAAAAAAAAAUUGUCAUCACCCUCCAUCCCAUCAUCUUCAUUUUCUUCUCCUUCAUUAGCCUUAAAACACAAUGUAUAUGAAAUGUUACCACCUCAAGAUGAGUUUGUCCGUUUGACAACAGUAGAUUUAUGCAUUAUUCUAGUGAUGAAAAAUCCAAGUUUGAUAAGCAAUGAAAACAUUCAAUUAUCGGACAAACAAUUCAUUGUAAAGGAACAAUUCAACGUUGUGAUUAGUUUGCAACACUUACAAUUAGAUAAUUGGUGUCAUUCAUGGACUAAUACUUACGAUUUUCCUGUGAUUGUACAGACAGUUAGAUUGAGAAGGCCAAAAUCAAUCCUACAAUUCAGUUCAACAUGGUCAUCAUUAAUUCUGUUACAAGAAGGAUUUUUGUCUCUAUUAUCAUCAUCACCAGUGAUAACCCUGUUUCUUUUUCCGCCUAAUUUAGAUGUCUAUCUGGAAGAUUCCUUGAUUUAUGACUUCCUGAGAUCAUUUAGUAGUAUUCUACCUAUUUUCAAUGGAUUAUUUUCAUCACAUCAACUGCAAACUCCAUCAAUUGAUGAUGUAACCAUUCCACAACCAAAAAUCAUUGAUGAAACAAACAUUUUAGUUAAACAAUUGGUUGUCGAUUCAUUCAGAAUAAAUUUAAGUCUGCAUGCAAUGUUACGUCUUUACUUAUCUUGCCAUUCAGCUCCUCUGAAUUUCACCUCAUUCAAACUUAUUAAUUUUGAGGAGGAAAUUAAUAGUAGUCAAUACUGUUCUACUGUUCCAUCCGGUUCAUUGGUAUACUGGUGUUCUAUAAAACAUUUACUAACAAUUCACUAUUUUACCCAAAUGUUGUUCCGUUCUGGUUGGUUAGUUGGCAGUUUGGAUUUAUUGGGCAAUGUAACUGGUCUGCUGUAUUCCCUCAUGAAUGGUUUUAAUGAUUUGAUUCACUUACGUUCAUCUGAGGAGAAAAUUGAUGAAGAUGAACACAGUAUAUCCAUGAUUACUUCGUUUAAUACAAAUUCCUUUAUAUUUGCCCCUGAUAUUAGAACAUCACCUGGUGCGAAUUAUUUAGUGAAGGAUAACCGGAAUAUUGGAUUCUUAUAUCGUCUCACUCAAGGAUUAAGUUCACUUACUCGUCGAACAACUGGUGGGUUACUCUUGUCGAUCAGUGGUAUGGCCUCAAGUUUGGCUAGAAAUUUGGAUUACCUUUCUCUUGAUCCGCGUUAUGAACAACAUCAAGAUCACAUUCGAAGACAUCGCACACCUAAGGGAUUCGGCGAGGGUAUUCAGUUGGGACUCAGUAGUUUUGGCUUAUGUUUACUAAGCGCCAUAGCUGGGGUUGCUGAUCAACCGUUGCAAGCUAUAUUUAAAACAAUAGACAAUCAGACAGCAUCUGAGUCUCUAGAAGGCAUUUUCAAUUUAUCUGAAACCACUCCGUCAAACCAAAGCUUCUUACUAUCUACUUUAGGUGGUUUCGGUCGUGGCCUUGUCGGAGUAGUAACAAAGCCUGCCGCUGGAGCUGCAGAACUAAUUGCUCAAACUAGCAAAGGUUUGUUGCACGGUACGAGUAAUGCAAUGGAAAUUACUAUUCCAAGUAAAUACGGCGAUCCCUACAUAUCACCUGAAGCUGGUUUACUUUUACAAUAUCAGAAUGUGGAUAGUAUGAUAAUUCAUCACUGGGGUUCAGUUGCGCUGCAGCAUAUGCAGUCGAAUCAAUCAACUGCUGACCGUUAUAGUCAAGAAUCAUUAAUUUGCUGUUGGUUUGCAACUGCAAUCUACGAUCAUAAUAUGCACAGUUGUCCUAAUAAGCAAUCAAAUAAUGAGAAUGAAAUACUUAUUUGGCUGGCGGCAUCAAUAGAUCCACAUUUAAUAUACACAUUUUUAACGGGAAAUGAAGUUGACUCAUCAUAUUUUUCAUGGUCAGAGAAAUUUUCUGAUGAUGUUCUAAAGUAUUUUGUUGCCACACUUAUGUCAGUUCAGUCAAAACACGUCAAAAUGAGUGAUAGUUCUCGUAAUCUGAAAAAUUUUGCUAUCAAUGAAUUUACGCCUAGCACCAUUGAAAUUGGUAAAGAUAAUUCAUUUGGAAACCUGAACUUUAUUUCUCCCAAUGAUUCAUGGAAGUGGAUUGAUCAUAUGCAAUUUAACUUAAAUGACUUGCAGUGUUUAAUGUCAAUUAUUCAGAACUUCUGGUUAGCAGACGAAAAUAUGAAAGAAUUGAUAUACAAAAGGUAUUCUGAUUCAACUUCUACUCCAUUGCAAAACGUUGCUUGUGCUGACAGUUCAUUCGAUUCCAGAUCAGACUUAAAUUCUCCAGACCUUUUUGUAUCUGAUCGGCAUAGUUCUAAAUGGAGACAAGUCAGAGAAUAUCUGAUGGGAAUUAGUCCAUCUGAUCUUCUUCAUAUCUGA
Messenger RNA from Heterobilharzia americana, 5805 nucleotides. NCBI's taxonomy places the organism in Eukaryota, Metazoa, Platyhelminthes, Trematoda, Strigeidida, Schistosomatidae. The record is from the annotation of a GenBank genome assembly.